AUGGAGGCCUUGGAAGAAGCUGAACUCUGCUUUCCCCAACUCAACAACUCCUGCAGGAAGACAACACGUCCUCAUUUGGAGGCUGCGUUCAUUAACAGCCUGCUGUCCUGCAUCACUCUGCUCACUGUGGUUCUUAACCUGCUGGUCAUCAUCUCUAUCUCCCACUUCAGGCAGCUCCACACCACCACCAACCUCCUCCUCCUCUCUCUGGCUGUUGCAGACUUCCUUGUGGGUCUCCUGCAGAUGCCAGUUCUACUUCUCCAUAACCAAGGCUGUGUGAUUCUGGGUGACAUUAUCUGUGCUUUGCAUUACUUUUUUGCUUUCCUUGUUGUUAGUGUUUCAGUAGGAAGCAUGGUGCUCAUAUCAGUUGACCGCUACAUUGCUAUUUGUGACCCCAUGUUUUACACCACCAAAGUCACUCUGAAAAGAGUUCAACUAUGUGUUUGUCUGUGUUGGAUAUUUUCUAUUGUCCACAGCAGUUGGAUACUGAGGGAUUUCUUUAAGCAACCAGGCAGGUAUAGCACCUGUUAUGGAGAGUGUGUAGUUGUAGUGAAUUUUGCUGAAGGAAUGGUUGAUCUUGUUGUGACCUUUUUGGGCCCUUUUUUAGUCAUUACACUUUUGUAUUUGCGAGUAUUUGUGGUGGCUGUGUCUCAGGCUCGUGCCAUGCGCUCUCACAUUGCAGCUGUCACACUUCAGCGUCCAGAGACUGUAAAAGCUUCAAAAUCUGAGAUGAAAGCAGCCAGGACUCUUGGUGUUGUAGUAGUUGUGUUUCUUCUGUGCUCCUGUCCAUAUUAUUGUUUUGCUGUUGCAGCAGAGAGCAACUUGGUAGGGGCAUCAUCUGCAGCCAUUGAGCUUUGGCUGGUGUAUUUCAACUCCUGUCUAAACCCUGUGAUCUAUGUGUUUUUCUACCCCUGGUUCAGAAAAGCUAUUAAACACAUUGUUACAUUUCAAUUAUUGAAGCCGGGCUCCACUGAGGCCAACAUACUGUAG
This is a messenger RNA of Lates calcarifer (barramundi perch), 990 nucleotides long. Its product is annotated as trace amine-associated receptor 7e-like. Bases 1 to 990 code for a protein of 329 amino acids. Lineage: Eukaryota; Metazoa; Chordata; Actinopteri; Centropomidae. The record is from RefSeq and is a predicted model, not a curated record. Gene Ontology annotation, molecular function: trace-amine receptor activity. The transcript is spliced from 2 exons. Gene Ontology annotation, biological process: G protein-coupled receptor signaling pathway. Gene Ontology annotation, cellular component: membrane.